AUGAAGGAUCGAUUGCCUCCCGCAUAUCACUAUGCGUUGGAUACGAAAAACGCCCCUACAGGCAACCAACUCCACCGCUCCAUCUCAGACCUAGCAACUUUCUACCGUAAAGAAUUCGGCGUUCAAAUUCCACCGCUCAAUGCACCACCCAUGCUGUUUACCUAUAUAAAACAGCUCUCAUUGCCUCUCGAACCUUUCCCCGCCAUCCUUAACCGCUUACAACACCUGGCAAGAUUUGACUUCACGUUUUCUUCAUUUCCUGCCGCGGCCAGCUCUGUUUCCAUCAACAGUACUACCAAAAGAAAACAUGGAAUGAGGAAGAAGCGAAAGAAAUUUCAAUACAUUAACCUCCCCGAAGUCCAGCUUAUAUCUCUACUUAUCAUUACUGUGAAGCUCUUUUAUCCCUUCGACGAUAGUCUAGGCGAAGGCGAGGGCGAAGUCAAUGGCAAGGGCGAAGGUGCACCAAGAGUGGAGGCGAAUGUGAAGCGGUAUCCGUACUCAUGGCGUGAUCCCGCAGCGCAGGUCAUGGAUUGGAAGGCGUGGAUGGGGUUUCAGAGAGAUUUUAGUGAUGGAGUUGAACACACGGUGGGGAACGGGAAGAAGGGGCCUAAGAUGAAGGUGAAAGGAAGGGAGAUUGGGGUGCGAGCUGGUGAUGUUUUUAACAUGGAUGGGAGGCAAAUUGAUGAGUAUUUGGAUUGGUAUGAGCGCAUGUGGGGUGGAAGAGCCACUGCGAACCCAUUCGCAGACAUGUUUCCAACUUCCCGAGAAUCAGAUACUAAUCAACAUGACGACGUCAAUGAAACCCACAACCAGGAACAGCAGCAGCAUCCACAGCAAAACGAGCCCGAGGAGGCCUUGCUCACGACAAAACUCCACAGCGCUCUCGGUGAGCUGCGCAUUCGCCGUGCAAUCGGCCCUGCAAAUCCCGCGACUCCUGAGCAACGAGAAACCCAAUCACACCCCGCUGGCGCCACCACUACCGUUACAGUCGUCGAUAUUCCCCGCCCAGGAAACCUCUAUAAGCGCUACCGCUAUGAAGAUCAGCUUAAUGAGCGGGCCAGAGCUUUUUAUGAGGCGGCUGCAAGGGUCAUUGGGGUAUCACUAAGGGCGGUGGUUACUGGAGUGUACCAAACAGAGAGGCGGAUAAAGGUGGCCAUCCAAGGUGCCAGAGAGAGGCGAGAACGAACAAACCUAUCCAGCGAACUGACGAGUAUCAGCAACCACUUCGUCAAGACCCUGACGGGCAAGACCAUCACCCUCGAGGUCGAGUCCAGCGACACCAUCGACAAUGUCAAGAGCAAAAUCCAGGACAAGGAGGGAAUUCCACCCGACCAGCAGCGAUUGAUCUUUGCGGGCAAGCAGCUUGAGGAUGGCCGGACGCUUAGUGAUUAUAACAUUCAGAAGGAAUCUACCCUCCACCUAGUCCUUCGCCUGCGUGGUGGUAUCAUCGAGCCCUCGCUCAAAGCCCUCGCCAGCAAGUAUAACUGCGACAAGAUGAUCUGCCGGAAGUGCUAUGCCCGUCUUCCACCCCGUGCCACCAACUGCCGAAAGAAGAAAUGCGGUCACACCAACCAACUGCGACCAAAGAAGAAGCUCAAGUAGAUUUAGUUAUAAUUGUUUUCAAUAUUAUCGGUUGUCUGGUUUCGCUAUUACGAUUGUCCUUUCUUCCUUCCAUUUUUUCCCCAUUUCCUCUUCAUUUUCCUCAUUUGACGGGGUGUGUAGGUGGUGGGGAUUGGUUAAGUCAUGGAUGUGUUUGGUUUUGAAGGUCGAUUUGACCCACUAACCUGCAUGUUACGUGUAACGUGGAUCUUUGCGGCGUUCUAUUUCCCACUGGGGAUAAAGGUGGAUUUUAAAUAAAAAAGAAACAAUAAAGUAUCAAACUUAGUCCUUAUAA
Molecule: messenger RNA, 1894 nt
Organism: Histoplasma capsulatum G186AR
Lineage: Eukaryota; Fungi; Ascomycota; Eurotiomycetes; Onygenales; Ajellomycetaceae
Product: polyubiquitin
Exons: 8
Coding region: 1-1602 (533 amino acids)
Biological process (GO): modification-dependent protein catabolic process; translation; protein ubiquitination
Cellular component (GO): cytoplasm; nucleus; ribosome
Molecular function (GO): structural constituent of ribosome; ubiquitin protein ligase binding; protein tag activity
Source: RefSeq, a predicted model, not a curated record